AUGUAUCUAAAUUAUAUCUUGCGCUUUCUAAAUUUAUUCAUGGUCUGGUUUCAAGCUAUGUGAUUUUCAAAUGCAGCAAAUGCAGCGAACAGACCCUGUGGACUGGCCAUUAGGCAACACUCGGCAUUUCCGGCCCUCUCGCGAUCCCUCUUGCCGAUUCUCCUCUCUCCCCAACCUUUCUCCUCAUCGCGUCUCCUCUUUUCAUCUCGAGGACCCAUCGAUUCCAGUCUCUUGUUCCACUGUCCACCUGCCGAUGGCUGCCAAGUCAUGCAUUGCAGUUUGUCUGCCAACCAACCAACCAACAGCACGAUCGCCUCACGUCCCCACGCGCGUCAUUUCCGUCCAUCACCGAACCUGAGCAGCAGUGGAGAACCAGCAGAUAUGCGUCAUUCCUCGGAAG
Aspergillus welwitschiae is the source of this 400-nucleotide messenger RNA. RefSeq lists its product as uncharacterized. Lineage: Eukaryota; Fungi; Ascomycota; Eurotiomycetes; Eurotiales; Aspergillaceae. The coding region runs from base 71 to 358 and encodes 95 amino acids. The record is from RefSeq and is a predicted model, not a curated record. The transcript is spliced from 2 exons.